UUGUGACUCAGCAGACAAUAAAACUGGAUCCAUACGUCAUGUAUCUACACACAGAGUGACCUAUUACAUAACAGAGUUAGGUAACCGGUCGUCUGUACAGCUCAUAUUUCUGAACGGCCAUGAAAGAUAGUUAUUACGACAUUGCGACCUUCAGCUGGUGGAUAUCAAGUUUCUGCACGCAGAGAGUUCUCAGUUAACCAAUGCUAAGCAGCUGAAAGAAAGCGAAUCAUUGGAAAUGUCUAACCUUCGCGUCAAAAUCACAAGUCAGAGUUCUUGUCCGUACGAUGGAGAAACAGAGACAAACACAGUUGGAAGAUCAAUUCUUGCCACUUUCAUCGCAGCCCUUGGUCCUCUCAGCUACGGGUUUUGUAUGGGGUAUUCCUCACCUGCUCUGGAGGAUUUACAAAACGCCGAUAAACCUUCCGAUGUCCAAUUAUCCAGCGAACAGGGAUCUUGGUUUUCAUCAUCAAUUGCGUUUGGUGCCAUUGUUGGAUGUUCUGUCGGUGGUCCGGCGAUGGAAAGGUUUGGUCGGAAGUUUGUCACCAUGUUGUGCGCAAUACCAUUCGUUCUGGGAUGGCUUCUCAUUAGCUACGCUAAGGAUGUUGAAAUGCUUUACGCUGGACGGAUCCUAACAGGCUUAGGAUGUGGAGUAAUUUCCUGCACUAGUCCAGUGUACAUUGCCGAGAUUGCAGCUGCACGCGUGCGUGGUGCAUUAGGCUCCGUUAGAGGACCGGCUUUAACAUUUGGCGCUUUAUUAGCCUACGCAAUGGGUAUCUUGUUUCACUGGAGAUGGCUGGCUUUUAUAGGUGCAGUUCCCCCGGCACUGCUUCUCAUUUUGAUGAUCCCCUUACCAGAUUCCCCCCGCUGGCUCUUGGGAAAGAAUUUCGACAAUGAAGCUAUGGAUGCCUUGUUAUGGCUCCGAGGUCCUCAUGCUGAUGUUCCAGGAGAGUGCAGUACAGUGAAGGCCAAUCUAGAUCGUCACGAGAAGUUUACGUUGGCAGAUUUGAAGACGUCAGCGAUGGUCAAGCCGUUUAUUAUCAGCGUCGGCUUACUGAUGUUACAACAACUAUCGGGAUUCAAUUCAGUGCUCUUUAAUGCUGCAGAUAUUUUCAAAACAGCAGGAUUCUCUGAAGAAAAGCUCGUCUCCUUUAUAAUUGUCUUCGCCCAGCUUAUUGGUAAAAUUGCGGCAUGUUUUCUCGUCGACAGAAUUGGCCGUCGAAUUCUCCUCUUGACUGCUUCCUUUGGAAUGACCAUGUCUCUUUUGGCACUAGGGGUUUACUUUCAGAUUUAUAUUCCCCCGAGUGAUCCAAACACGUGUAAUGGAACGGCUUCACCAUUACACAGCUGCAUAGUCUCUGCCUAUGAAAUCUCCUGGCUCUCAAUCUUAAGUGUUGUUGUAUUCGGUCUGACAUUCUCCUUUGCGUGGGGGCCAAUGCCGUGGCUUAUCAUUUCUGAAGUAUUCCCGCUUCGCGCCCGUGGCCUUGCGUGCAGCUUUGCAUCCAUGGUAUUUUGGAUAACACUGUUUACAGUCACAAAGUCGUAUCAUUACCUGAGUGUGGCACUCACUAUUCAAGGUGUUUAUUGGUUGUAUGCCAGCUUUUGCUUCCUUGGCUUCGUUUUUGUUUACAUACUCUUGCCCGAAACUAAGGGUAAAACGUUAGAGGAGAUUGAGGCUAUUUUUGAGGGGGAAAAGAACCACUUUUCAACAACUCAUUGUUACGGACCACGACAUAUGUUAAAAUCACGAGUUUCUCAAAUGGCGGAGUUACAAAUCGAAAACUCCCACUCGAAAUCUUUUCAAUUCGAUGAACGCAAAGAUAAAAACAGAGUCGGAAGAGUGGUCCUUGCCACUUUCCCUGCUGCUCUCGCCUCCUUCAGCUUUGGUUAUUGUUUGGGAUAUUCAUCCUCUGCUUUGGAGGAUUUACAAAACGAUGAUACAUCCUUCACCAUCAGCCUGGACGUUGAACAAGGAUCCUGGUUCUCAUCCAUGAUAUCUUUUGGUCUGGUCAUUGGAUGUGCGAUUGGUGGAUGGGCGCUUGAAACGUUUGGUCGAAAGGGCACUAUGAUGAUGUGCUCCAUACCUUUCGUCCUUGGAUGGCUUCUAAUCAGUUAUACCCAGAGUGUGGCCAUGCUUUACUCUGGCAGGUUUAUCACAGGUGUAGCGUGUGGCGCUGUCUCCUUCACCACUCCGGUGUACGUUGCCGAGAUUGCAGCCGCCCAAGUGCGUGGGGUGUUAGCCAACCUCAGAGGCCUGAGUUUCACCUUAGGCAUAUUGACAUCCCUAGCACUUGGCGUCCUGUGUCGUUGGAGAUGGCUGGCUUGUAUUGGUGCAAUUCCACCAACUUUCGUCCUUAUUCUGAUGAUUCCCAUGCCCCAGUCCCCUCACUGGUUAUUGGGAAAAAACCGAACCGUUGAUGCGUUGGAAGCUUUAUUGUGGCUACGAGGUCCUGAAGGAGAUGUAGACGAGGAAUGUUCCACCAUUAAAGACACCUUAGAUCGUCAAGGGAGUCUACAGUUUGCAGAUAUCAGAACGGCCACAAUAGCUAAGCCCCUGAUCAUUAGCGUCGGGAUUUUUAUGUUUACAGAGUUCUCUGGAAGUGAUGCAGUGCUCUUUAAUGCAGCAAAUGUCUUCAAAGUUGCGGGCAUUACAAACGAGAAGCUUGUUGCAAUAUCUGUGGGCAUUUCUCAGCUUCUCGGUAACAUUUUUUCGUGUCUCCUCGUGGACAAAAUAGGACGACGAAAGCUACUGUUGACAUCUGCACUCGCAAUGUGUCUGUCCCUAAUAGCACUUGGUGUGUUCUUUGAGAUUUACAUCCCUCCAAUUGAAAGUGGCCCUGCAAGAGACGCAGACGCUUUUCCUGGUUCCACCAGACUCUCUGUUUUAGCCAAAGAGAUUUCCUGGUUUCCAACCUCUUCUAUAUUUCUCUUCAAUUUAAUGUUCGCCUUUGCUUGGGGACCUCUCCCGUGGGUUUUGAUUUCAGAAAUAAAUCCCCUCCGCGCACGUGGCUUUGCCUGCAGUUUUGCGACCAUAGUGUACGGAGUUACACAGUUUGUUGUUACUAAAACUUAUCACUCCAUGGCCACUGCGUUUACCAUCCAGGGCGUUUAUUGGGUUUACGCUAGUUUUUGUUUGCUAGGUUUUAUGUUUGUUUAUCUCCUUCUACCCGAGACAAAGGGUAAAACCUUAGAGGAGAUUGAAGAUCUUUUCGACAGAUCGGUUAGACAAGCAUACGAAAGAAUUGAAUAAUUAACAACAAUCAAUGUCAUUGGCUACUGGUGGAUAUUUAUCAAGUCAGGAAAAAGAUGAACGGUGAAGACUGCUUACGAGCCAAGUGGCCCAUCGGGCCGGCGUUUGAAUCCGGUUUUCGUAGCAUAUAGCGACUAAGAGUAUUUAUUCUCUCCCCUGAAUGUAAUACUAGUUCCUCGCAAGGUUACCCCCCUAGCAUUGAAUUCGCCGGUACCCAUUUAAACACCUGGGUGAAGAGAGGCACUAUGAG
This is a messenger RNA of Stylophora pistillata, 3497 nucleotides long. Its product is annotated as solute carrier family 2, facilitated glucose transporter member 8. Gene Ontology annotation, cellular component: membrane. Gene Ontology annotation, biological process: carbohydrate transport; transmembrane transport. Gene Ontology annotation, molecular function: sugar transmembrane transporter activity. NCBI's taxonomy places the organism in Eukaryota, Metazoa, Cnidaria, Anthozoa, Scleractinia, Pocilloporidae. The record is from RefSeq and is a predicted model, not a curated record.